This is a messenger RNA of Closterium sp. NIES-65, 2703 nucleotides long. NCBI's taxonomy places the organism in Eukaryota, Viridiplantae, Streptophyta, Zygnematophyceae, Desmidiales, Closteriaceae. The record is from the annotation of a GenBank genome assembly.
AUGUGCGAAGACGCGGGUUUCGAGGAUAUCUCCGUCUGUCGAAACCCGGAUUACAUGGACCUCGCCCCGCGACUCGCGGCGAACGGCACCACGACCAAACCCGAAGAAAACGACGAGUACGGGGGAGUGGAGGAGGAAGAAGAGGAAGAGGAGGAGGAAGGGGGAGAAGCGGGAGAAGAAGGCGACGAGGUGGAAGGGGAGGAAGGGGGAGGCGGGAAGGCGGCAAAAGGGGGUUCAGCGGUGGCAAUGGUGUGGUCGGGGCGAGUGUUUGCACUGCACGACGUGUAUGUGAACAACAAGGGGCAGGUGUUCAACGCCACACAUGUUUUCAACCCCAACGGCUGCUACGCCGAAGACAAGGUGCGCGUGGGUGCGAGGGGGAGGGAGGAGGGAGAGAGGGACGAAAAGUUCCACUAUGAGGCAGGCACGCGAGUCUCCUCCUACAACUUCCUCAUUAACCUGCUGUUCCACUACGAGGCGGGCACGCGGGUCUCCUCGUACAACUCGCUGGUGAACCUGCUGGUGAUCGGCGGCACGCCCGGAGCGCGGGUGCCCUUCCACGAGGUCCUGGAGCUCGUGCCGCUCUUCCUGCCACUCUCCCGCGUGCUCAAGAAGCAUGGCAAGCCCGCCCUCGUCAUGCGCGGCAAGAAGCUGCCUCGAGUGGUGGGCAUCACCAUGGGUCGCAUGCUCUCCUUUGGGGAUGCCGCUCGCCUCCUCUUCGUGCGGACACUCAUCCAGCCCACCUACCAGCACCGCCAGCACCCCCACUCCGCUCCUCCUACUUUCCUGAAACCCCUCUCCCCUUGCUCUUUCCCCUACCCCUGUCCCCCCUGUGCUGUGCAGCCCACCUUCCAGCACUGUCAGCACCCCAGCCCCUCCCUCUGGUCCAAGCUCCGCUCCUCGCACUUCCUGCAGCCCCGCGGUCUCCCCCUCCUCAACCCUGACUGGUCCGAGCGCCUCCCCCCCUCCUCCCCCAAGACGCGCUCCCCCCCCGCCGCCAUACCCCCCUGGGAGACGAGUGGGGUGAAGGAGGUGAUAGUGCUGGAGCCACCAGCAGCAGUGCAGGUGAAGGGCUUUGCCGGGAUAGUGGCGGGGCUGAAGGGCAGGUUUGGCGCGGAGCAUGUGAGGCUGGUGGGCAGGUUCCAAAGGGAUGAUGCUCGGGAUCUGUUUCCCCGGGCGGCGCUGCUUGUCAGUGUCACGAGCCCGUUUCUUGUCAACCUCGCGUUUCUGCCGCCCCGCGCUGCCCUGCUGGAGCUCCGCCCGCCGCCCGCUGAGGUGGAUGCGGUCAUCGCUGACUCAGUCGCCAGCCUGGCAGCCGCCUGCCAGAUUCACCACCGCGUGAUCCGAGGAAGCUUCGUGGAAGGAGCGGCAGGUGGGGGAAGAGGAAAAGGGGCAGAGGAGGGUGCAGGAAAGGGUGUGGUGGAGUGGAGGAGCGGGGCAGUGGAGGCAGCAGCGAUGUUUCUGGCUCGAGUGGUGGGCAAGGCAUUAACGGCGGAUGAGAAAGUGGUAGAGGAGGCAGUUCUGACAGCCGCCGACCGGCGAAUGAGAGCCGCGCAGCUGGCGCAGGCAUCCACCAGUAAGCAGCCGCUCAUUCCCGGCACGCAGAUCCAAUCUCUGCCGUCCGCCGCCCGCUUCCGGCGCUGGCUGCGGUGCGUGAGUCAGCGCGGGCGAUGGGCGUACAACGCAACGCCGCGCAUCCUCCCUUGGGAGUACCUGGGAACCAUGAACCUGUGCGACCACCGGCACCAGGAGACCACCGGGGGACUCGUGACGAAAAAAGCCGACAAGUAUGUGAUGGAGGGCGGCGCGUCGGGCGGCUGGAGCGUGCGCGAGUCGCUCAAAUACGAGUGGAGAACGCCGCCCGGGAAGUGCCCGAUCGGCCCGCUGAGGCAGUUUGACGGGGAUACGUUUUGCCGGAAGGCGGAGGGGCGGAAAGGCGGGCUGAAUUUGGUGUUUCUGGGGGAUUCGUUGGCGCACCAGAUGGUUGUCAGCUUCCUCAACGGCCUCCUCAGACACAUUCCCAAACCUGCCGUGUGGGCUGUGAAUGAAACGAUUCCCCAGGAGUGCUCUGAUUGGCUGGUGGAGCCCCCAAGGCAUGCCUACUGCCGAGUGUACACAUUUAACGAGAGUGUUUGUCCCGGCCUCAAGGUUCAAUUCGUGCGGAACGACCAUCUGUGGUUCACUUCGCCUGGAGAAGCCAAGUUUGACCACAUUCCAUGGCACUUGUACUCUGGGUUGAACGAUGCUCAUGUGGUGGUGGUGAAUCGAGGCGCGCACUUCAUUGGAGGGAAGGACUUCGAGAGGAGUGUGCCGGCUGCGUUGUCAUUUCUCCGCAAGAAGCUGCCCGACGCGCUCAUCAUCUGGAGGAACACCCCCCCCGGCCACGCCAACUGCACCACCUACAUUGGGCCGAUUAAAAAGCGCCAAAAUCCGGAGAUUCUGCCGUUCCACUGGGACAUGUUUACUCGGCAGAACAAGCUGGUGCGAGGCAUGAUGCAUGAGAUGGGAGCAGUGUACAUGGAUGUGGAUACUGCCACCGCGCUGAGACCAGACUCGCACAAAGGCUUUGUGGAAGAGAGGGGGAUCCUAGACUGCCUUCACUAUUGCACACCCGGUCCGACAGAUAUGUGGGUGGAGCUUCUAGCUGAUAUAAUAUUGCGUGGAGUUUAUGGGGAUGGGCUCGCUCCUUUAGGCGUGACAUGA